AUGCACUUCUUCAAGGACCUCAUUAUCCUCUUCAACGUCCUGUUGAUAGUCAGUGUCACGACUGCCGCCCUCACCAAGCUCAAUGUAGUGGACACAGCGGCAAGCCCCAAAGUCCGCGCCAAAUCCCUCUGUCGCAUCUGCGCUGCCGAGGUCGUCACCUGCACGAGAUGCCGGGAGAACCCCAAGAUGUGUGGAGCGUGCGAGUCAUGCAAGGAUCUGGGUAUAGGGUCCCGUGCGCUGGGUGAGGAGAUGGACUCGGUCACUGUCGAUAAGGAAGGUUGA
This is a messenger RNA of Parastagonospora nodorum SN15, 282 nucleotides long. RefSeq lists its product as hypothetical. The coding region runs from base 1 to 282 and encodes 93 amino acids. Lineage: Eukaryota; Fungi; Ascomycota; Dothideomycetes; Pleosporales; Phaeosphaeriaceae. The transcript is spliced from 3 exons. The record is from RefSeq and is a predicted model, not a curated record.